Molecule: messenger RNA, 3314 nt
Organism: Salarias fasciatus (jewelled blenny)
Lineage: Eukaryota; Metazoa; Chordata; Actinopteri; Blenniiformes; Blenniidae
Gene: tmem63a
Product: transmembrane protein 63A
Exons: 23
Coding region: 219-2615 (798 amino acids)
Cellular component (GO): plasma membrane
Molecular function (GO): calcium-activated cation channel activity
Source: RefSeq, a predicted model, not a curated record
GUGCGCAUGCGCAGAAGAGGAACCGGAGGCUCCGUCACACUUCACUGUAGAAGUUUACUGUUGGAGGAAAAAGACAAAGUUACCGGUUGAACUGUUAAAAGAGCGAAAACUUACGCAGGAAAGCGGAUUUUAUUUGCCUCUGAAGACAACAAAACCGAGCGGAUGUUAACCUAACUCGGAGACGUGAGAAGUGACACACUGCUGGGCCCCCUCCAGCCAUGUCGUCCUUGCUGUGGGAGCAGUGGCCUCUGCUGGUCAACAAUGGUUCUGAUCCUUCAAACUUCUCAGACAACAGCGGCUGCUACAGCCCCAAGCAGAGCACUGUCCUGACCGGACUGGAUUUUGGAGGCGUGCCAGUUGUCCUGCUCCUCAACUUCUGCGUCUUCCUGGUGCUGGUGAUCCUGUUCUCUAUCAUCAGGAAGAAGUUCUGGGAUUACGGCCGUCUCGCUCUCGUUGCAGACAAUGAGGGGUUCACUGAGUCGAUGCACCGCCGCUAUGGACGGAUGUCGUCCAUCGUGUCCAGCGUGGAUGAGACCGAGCACGAAUUGGGAUUCUGCUCUUGGCUGCCUUAUAUCCUCAGAAUGAAUGACGAGCAGAUAAAAGCCAGGUGCGGCAUGGACGCCGUUCACUACCUGUCCUUCCAGCGCCAUCUGAUCGUCCUGCUGGUGAUUAUCACCAUCACCUCCAUCGCGAUCAUACUGCCUGUCAACAUGACCGGAGACCUGCUGACAAGCGAUCCUCAGCGUUUUGGACAGACAACUAUUGGGAAUCUUCAAAAAGGGAACAGCCUGCUGUGGCUGCACACAGUGUUCGCUGUGAUCUACCUGGCCCUGACCGUGGUGCUGCUGCGACGGCACACCUCACAAAUGAAAGAAAUGCGCCGAGAGACGGCCAGGAACACCUUGUUUGUGUCUUCAGUUCCUAAAACGGCGACAGAGGAAGCAGUGAAGACCCAUUUUACAGAGGCGUACCCUUCCUGCCAAGUUUGUGCUGUGACUCUGGCUUAUGAUGUCUCCAAACUAAUGCAGCUUGAUAAGGAAAGGAUACGAGCUGGGAAAAACCUGCGCUACUACGAGCGCAUCUUGGAGAAAACUGGGAAGCGCGACCUGAUCAGCCCACGUUUGUGUGGUCACCUCUGUUGCUGUAGAAGCUGUGAGAGGGUUGAUGCCAUAGAGUACUACAGCACCCAGGAGAAAGAGCUGCUGGAGGAGGUGAGGCAGCAGGUGGAGCUGGUGCCGGAGAACCCGCUGGGACUCGCGUUUGUCACUUUACAGAACGAGGCUAUGGCCAAGUUUAUUCUGAAGGACUUCAACGCGCUGGACUGUGGAGGCACCGCCUGGUGCUGUGGGAGGGAGCGCCAGCCCUCGUCUCACAGCAAGGCUCUGAAAGUGAACAAGUGGCGCGUCAGUUUUGCACCACAUCCCAAAAACGUGUUCUGGGACAAUCUCUCCGUGGGGGGCGUUCUCUGGUAUACACGCUACAUCAUGCUAAACAUCCUCCUUUUCCUCCUGCUCACCUUCCUCACAACUCCCACCAUCAUCAUCAACACCAUGGACAAGUUCAACGUGACGAAGCCCAUCGCCUAUCUAAACAGUCCCAUCAUCAGUCAGUUUUUCCCCACUCUGCUGCUGUGGUCCUUCUCUGCCUUGCUGCCCACGAUAGUUUACUACUCAACACUGGGAGAGGCCCACUGGAGCAGGUCCAGAGAGCAGCUGAGCAUGAUGCGGAAGCUGUACUUCUUCCUGCUCUUCAUGGUUCUCAUCCUCCCCUCUCUGGGACUCACCAGUCUUGCAGUGUUUUUCCGAUGGCUGUUUGAUAAAGAGUUUCUGGCAGGUGGAAAACUGCGGUUUGAGUGUGUGUUCCUACCUGACCAAGGGGCUUUCUUUGUGAACUACGUGAUUGCAGCGGCGCUGGUGGGCUCCGGCAUGGAGCUGCUGCGGCUGCCAGGUUUACUGCUGUACACCAUCCGCAUGACGUGCGCUCGCUCUGCGGCAGAAAGGAAAUAUGUCAAACAGAACCAGGCCUACGAGUUUGAGUAUGGAGCCAUGUACGGCUGGAACCUCUGCGUGUUUACGGUCAUCAUGGCUUACAGCAUCAUUUGCCCGAUAAUUGUGCCUUUUGGUCUCCUCUACAUGCUGCUGAAGCACCUGGUGGACAGACACAACCUGUACUUCGCGUACCUGCCUGCCCGCCUGGACCGCCAGGUCCACCUGGGAGCCGUCAAUCAAGCCCUGGCUGCACCCAUCAUCUGCCUGAUCUGGCUUUACUUCUUCUCUGUCCUCAGAGCAGGUUUCUGGACGGCCACAUCUAUGUUCACCCUGGUGGUUCUGGUUGUCACCGUCUUCAUCUGUAUCAGCUACACUUGCUUUGGAAAUUUUAAGUACCUCAGUCCGCACAACUAUGAGGUGAAAGAGAGCGACGAGGAUCAAGCAGAGGGAGUGGAGGAAAACACCAAGGUUUACCUUCCCAGAGUCCUUAAUCCUAAAUCACCGGUGAGUGGCACACAGGGGACGAAGGCGCCGCCGCCGCCGUCCUACGGCUCCACAGAGGGCAGUCCGACCCACAGCUCUGCCUGGAGCUCCAGCCCGGUGGAGGACAGCUCAUCAGAAGCUUGAAUUAUUUUAUUACAACAGUGACUCUCGUGGGCCUCGAUGAUCAAUCAGCUCUUCUCACGAGUCUGAACUCACUGAGUCCCGUGGUUUGGUUUCUACUUCCUGCUAUGAAAUAUUCCGUCAGUUAACGGUACAAGUGUGUACAUUUUGAAGGGCUUUGUGCAAAAUUUAACAGUGACUGGAAAUGUAUUCUGUACCAGAGCAGCACGGACAAGGCGCUUUUGAUGUUGUUCGUCGAACGUUUGUUUGUUAAAAACCUCUCAGAAAAUGAUCAAUACUCUUCACCUUAAGCCAAACCUGUAAGGACACACUGUCAUUGAUUUCCUGCACACAAUAAUUUCAGACACCAAAGAGGGGCGAUUUCAUCCACUUUCAAUCUUUCACCUGUGUUUUCGGAGCACCUUCCAAGGGAAUCACUUGAUACUGCACUUUUUAUAUUAUGCUUAUUUUUACUAAAAUGAUCCUAAUGUGUCUACUUUAAUACGUGUCAGGGGAUUUUGCAACCAAAACUUCCUUUAAUUUGUUUACAGCUUUCUUUUUUUACCCGUUGUGCUCUGAGGUCUAAAUGCGCUUCUGAAGUCUUUAUGAAGGAAAGUUAAGACAAGUCAAAAUCUGAUUUUAUUUCAUGUAAUUACAUUAUUGUUUAUUUGUGUUUUUCCUUUGUCAAGAAACUAAAUCUUUUAAUAAAACCUGUUCAGUGUC